CUCUCUCCCUCAUUCCAGAGCCUAGACCAAGAAGGAGCAGACCUUUACAGCCGAGUACCACCAGAAGAACCUCCACAGAAUGCAACACUAAAUAAACGCGUUUUAAUUCUCUCUUUGGACAUAAAAAGGGAAAGUUUGGCAUUUAAUAUAUUAUCUCUCUCUCUCUCUCUCUCUCUCCCGGCUGGAGCAACAAGUGAGAGAAACUUUUCAGCAAAGUUCGGCUCACUGGGCGGAGAGAAAGUCACUCACAUUAGAGUCUAUAAAAAGGCUGACACGGUACAAUGGAUCUUAUGACGUUGGUGGCUUUCAGCUCCUGGCUGGCUCCUGCACUCGGAUCAGCGUUUGGCAGGGAAGUGUUGGCUUCAGCGGCAGUCGCAGAUAAGGACAAAGACUAUGACAGUGCUUUUCAUUACGAUUAUGAAUCUCUGAGAAUCGGUGGCCUGGUUUUUGCAGUGGUUCUGUUCCUCAUGGGUAUUGCCCUAAUUGUCACCAGAAAAUGUACCUGUUCGAGUGACAAGCCAAGGUCCAGAGGUCCAGAUGUGGAAUCAGGUGUUCCAAAGGCCAUGUCCACCACAGAAACAAUGUUUCCAGACCGAAGUGACUUUGAUUAUGAUUAUGAGACUCUGCGGACCACAGGGGUUAUCCUUGCUGUUAUUAUGUUUGUCUCUGGCAUUUUAAUAGCCCUGAGUAAAAAAUUCACAAAAUGUGUAAAAUCCUCAUCCAAUUCCAGCUCAUCUGGUACCCAGAUUCCAAAGACAGAGGUACCUCCUCAAACUGUAUAGAAAAUAUUGUAUAUACUUAAAAGAGAGGUCGGCACAGGAGCCACGCCAGCGAAUAUACACCAUGGCCAUUCCUCUUAUGGCCAAUAUACCUCUGCCAGCUGGAUGAUCAAGAAACAGGGUUUUCCAACAUGGUUUCACUAGGUUUCCCACGGAAUUCUGUAAAAAAUCUUAAGUGAGAAAAUAUCUAUCUAUAGAUUGCUCAGUAUUCUGUGAGUGUUGGGACUAAAAGCUUGUUUUAGACCAAAAAAAAAGAAGAAGAAAUAAUAAAAAAAAAAAUUCCAAGACUUGAUGAGGUACUUUUAAUCGAACAAAUGAAACAAUUAUUGCUGUCCCUCUUGCUUAAAUUUCACUUCUGUGAAACAAUUGAAUUAAAAGCAUGAUUAAAUAUUUAAAGACUAGCACAAUCUCCAGGUCGAAACAAAGAAGUGCAUGCAUUGAUAACAUUGUAACAACUGUCUUUUGCCUUAUUUUUUCUUUAUUUCUGUUGAUAUCUACUUUUAUGCUCCUUAGAAAAAUGGUAACUUAUUAAUAGAAUAGACCAAAUAUAACCUAAAAAUUAAAUAGCUAGCACAAUAUCUUAAUGAAAAAAUGUAAAGACAACAUUCAGUAAUGUAUUUUAUUUUGAAAAUGCUUUUAAAAAAUACAAGAAUGGAUGAAAUGUGUAGUAAUAUGUUGAUUUGGGGUUUACGAUUUCUGUUUUAAUUUAAAAGGGCAAAUGUAUUAAAAAUGAAAUUAUUAUCUGUAAAAGCCUAAACAAUGAGACCACUGUUUCAAAUAAAGAUCCUGUCAACUCAA
This is a messenger RNA of Dicentrarchus labrax (European seabass), 1577 nucleotides long. RefSeq names its product FXYD domain-containing ion transport regulator 6. Bases 282 to 782 code for a protein of 166 amino acids. Lineage: Eukaryota; Metazoa; Chordata; Actinopteri; Moronidae. Gene Ontology annotation, cellular component: membrane. The transcript is spliced from 14 exons. Gene Ontology annotation, biological process: regulation of sodium ion transmembrane transporter activity. The record is from RefSeq and is a predicted model, not a curated record. Gene Ontology annotation, molecular function: sodium channel regulator activity.